Panicum hallii is the source of this 1755-nucleotide messenger RNA. RefSeq names its product probable protein phosphatase 2C 58. The coding region runs from base 402 to 1490 and encodes 362 amino acids. Gene Ontology annotation, biological process: protein dephosphorylation. The record is from RefSeq and is a predicted model, not a curated record. Gene Ontology annotation, molecular function: protein serine/threonine phosphatase activity; cation binding. The transcript has 12 exons. NCBI's taxonomy places the organism in Eukaryota, Viridiplantae, Streptophyta, Magnoliopsida, Poales, Poaceae.
AGCUCUUGCCUGGCCCACGUUGUCAUAGAGUGAGUUACUGUGUAGGAAGAAAUCGCCGCGUCUCCACUCUCCUGUCUCCUCCGGGUCCUUCGUCCUCCUCCCCUGGCCCGCUCGUGUCAUCCUCCGAUUUUCUCCCCAAAUUCUUCCCGUGCACGUCUCCGGUCCCCGGAUUCGCUCUUCCAUCCCCCAGAAACCUGCCGUGCCUAGCCGUCGGCGACCUCACCGCCGGCGAAGGGAUACGGCACCAGACACGGCCGCACCAACCCGAAGUCUUCUCUCGUCGAGAGGCGCGGUCACCUCCUAGUCCGUCUCCGCCUCCUACUGGUGCUGCACUGGCGUGGACCGGGGACUGGAGAUCCAUCCGGGCUCGGAUUACCUCUCUCGCUGGUACAUUUGGGAGAAUGGGGGUUUACCUUAGCACUCCAAAAACUGAGAAGCUAUCUGAAGAUGGUGAAAAUGAUAAGCUUAAAUUCGGCCUUUCAUCUAUGCAAGGAUGGCGUGCAACUAUGGAAGAUUCUCACUCGGCUUUGCUAGAUCUUGAUAACGACACUGCCUUCUUUGGCGUUUUUGAUGGACAUGGAGGAAAAGUAGUUGCCAAGUUCUGUGCAAAAUAUCUACACAGAGAAGUUCUAAACAGUGAAGCCUAUGCAGCUGGCGACCUGGGUGCUGCUGUCCACAGAGCUUUCUUCAGAAUGGAUGAGAUGAUGCAAGGUCAAAGAGGAUGGCGGGAACUUCAAGCACUUGGAGAUAAAAUAAAUCAGUUUACUGGCAUAAUAGAAGGCCUGAUUUGGUCCCCUAAAGGAAGUGAUUCAAACGAUAGACAUAAUGAUUGGGCUUUUGAGGAGGGACCACAUUCUGAUUUUACUGGGCCAAAUUGUGGGAGUACAGCCUGUGUAGCAUUAGUCAGGAAUAGGCAACUCAUUGUGGCAAAUGCUGGUGAUUCGCGCUGUGUCAUCUCAAGGAAUGGCCAGGCAUACAAUUUGUCCAGAGACCAUAAACCAGAGCUUGAGGCAGAGAGAGAAAGGAUACAAAAUGCAGGGGGUUACAUCCAAAUGGGGCGUGUAAAUGGAACUUUAAACUUGUCAAGGGCUAUUGGAGACAUGGAAUUUAAACAAAACAAGUUCUUGACCCCUGAUAAGCAAAUUUUGACCGCAAAUCCUGACAUAAACAUCGUGGAGCUUUGUGAUGAUGAUGACUUCCUUGUUUUGGCUUGUGAUGGCAUUUGGGACUGCAUGUCAAACCAACAGUUGGUUGAUUUCAUCCGUGAGCAUAUAAACACAGAGGAAAGCCUUUCUGCAGUAUGUGAAAGAGUGCUUGAUAGAUGCCUGGCUCCAUCGACCAUGGGGGGCGAGGGAUGCGAUAACAUGACAAUGAUCCUGGUGCAGUUCAAGAAGCCGAUUACUCAGAACAAGGACGACAGUGGUGCAGAACAGUCAGCUGGAGACACAGAACCCUCCGAGGCGCACGUGGCCGAGGAGAAUGGCUCAUGAUGAACAGGUACGGCGAGGAAAUGGCUCUUGAAGCAUGGCCCCUGAUGCCUGGACCUGGCUAAAACAGGUGUACAAUGUUGCAAUGUACAUACAUACCAACCAUGUGUCGAAUUGGCGUGAACGCUAUUCUUUGCCCCAUUGUUGUCUCUUGUCUGUAACCCUACCUGCUGUUGUCUUCCGGUUGUAAUUUUGGCCAUCUAACAUCACCUAACUGUAUAUUUGUGGGUGGAAAUGGUGUUGCAAUAGCUCAUUUUGUUCAAGUCAA